AUGGCUGUCUCAUUUAGUAUUUUCUUCCCGCUCAUUCUCGUUUCGUUCUUCGUUUCCCUCGUACAUGCUGUGCCUAUAGAUCCGAGUACAAUUCUCAACCAAUUGAAGAAAAAUGGAGCAUGUUGCACUGCGCUAAACUAUUUCCUUCCCGGAAAAGUCUUCCUUCCGACAGACAUCAAAUACCAAUCGUCUCAGCUAUCGUACUGGUCAGCCCAAGAACAAAGUCUCCAUCCGACUUGCAUCGUCAUCCCUGAAACAACGCAAGAUGUAUCAACAGCCGUGACUAUCAUGAGCGUCGGGUACCAAGCGUCUAUCUCCGGGUGCAAGUUCGCGAUGAGAGGCGGCGGUCAUACGCCCUUUGCAGGUGCAGCCAACAUUGACGGCGGAGUCACCAUUGAUAUGCAGAGCAUGAACUCAGUGACCGUAUCCAGCGACCGGAAGAGCGUCAGCAUGGGAGGUGGCAACCGCUGGGGUAAUGUCUACAGCGUCCUCGAGCCUCUCGAUCUCGCAACAGUUGGAGGCCGCGUUUCGUACGUUGGGAUGCCCGGAUUAACUAUUGGAGGUGGCGUAUCUUUCUUCUCCGGCCGUUACGGUCUCGUCUGCAACAACAUCCAAUCCUACGAAGUCGUGCUGGGUAAUGGAACCAUCGUAACCGCAAGCGGCACCGCCAACGCCCCACUCUGGCGUGCCCUCAAAGGCGGCAGCAACAACUUCGGCAUCGUAACACGCUUCGACGCCAAGGCCUUCUCGCAAUCAGAUUACUGGGGUGGCUCCAUCUCGCAACCCAUCACCAAUAAAGAAGCCUUUUUCGAUUUUUUUGUCAACUUUGCGGCAAGCGAAAACUUCGAUUCUUAUGCAGCGCUCAUUUCAGACUUCGCAUGGGUUGCGGGUGUUCCCAGCCUCAUCCACAACGUCGCAUACACAAACGGCGAUGUGGCCUGGCCGCCACCGGCGUAUGCACCGUUGGACGCCAUGCCGAAGCUGGCGACUACGAUCCGGAAGGGCAUGACUUCCGACUUUGCAGACGAGAUUGCAACGAUAGCACUGCCUACGGAGGACCACAAUAACUUGCUCAUGACGCUCACUUUUGUCAACAAGGGAGACGUGUCCGCCUCGUUUAUGUCGCAAGCUUUCGACCUCGCAAACGCUGCGGCCGUCGAACUCACAACGGUCGUAGGUCUGAUCUACACAAUGACUUUUCAACCGCUGCCCCAGGUCCUUUACUCAAAGAAUGCGAAGGAUGUUCUCGGACUCGAUGGAGAAGACUACAUUAAUCUCCUCUUUACUUUGAGCUGGACGCUGCCGACCGAUAACGACAGAGUGUACGCUAGAAUGCAGGAGCUGGAGGCCGAUCUGAUUGCGCUGGAGAAGCAAAUGGACCUCUACAACGACUUUGUCUAUCUGAAUUAUGCAGCGCAGUGGCAGAAACCCAUUAGCAGCUAUGGGGCAGAGAACAUGCAGUUCUUGAAGAGCGUUAGUCGGCAGUACGAUCCAAAGCAGAUAUUCCAGAACGCUGUUCCGGGUGGGUUCAAGUUAAACGAUUGA
Messenger RNA from Trematosphaeria pertusa, 1545 nucleotides. Its product is annotated as FAD-binding domain-containing protein. Bases 1 to 1545 code for a protein of 514 amino acids. NCBI's taxonomy places the organism in Eukaryota, Fungi, Ascomycota, Dothideomycetes, Pleosporales, Trematosphaeriaceae. The transcript has 4 exons. Gene Ontology annotation, molecular function: FAD binding. The record is from RefSeq and is a predicted model, not a curated record.